Aspergillus chevalieri is the source of this 1284-nucleotide messenger RNA. RefSeq names its product L-rhamnonate dehydratase. Gene Ontology annotation, molecular function: L-rhamnonate dehydratase activity; magnesium ion binding. The record is from RefSeq and is a predicted model, not a curated record. The coding region runs from base 1 to 1284 and encodes 427 amino acids. Gene Ontology annotation, biological process: carbohydrate catabolic process. The transcript has 3 exons. Lineage: Eukaryota; Fungi; Ascomycota; Eurotiomycetes; Eurotiales; Aspergillaceae.
AUGGGCUCUACAGCUGCUUCUUCUUUCCCCCGCAUCAAGGAAGUGCGGACAUUCCUUAUUGAUGGAGUUGGAUCUGGCGGCGAUUACCAUAAUGUUAAAGGCGGCCAUUGGCUAAUCGACAGCAACAUUUCUACCCCUAUGACGCGAUGGGCGCAAUAUCGUGGCUCGAGAACAUCCUGGGGAAUCAAUGUUUUGGGCUCCUUCUGUGUGGAAGUGGAAGCCACCGAUGGAACCAAGGGGUUUGCGACGGGAUUCGGUGGCCCUCCGGCAUGCUGGCUGGUCCAACAGCACUUUGAGCGGUUCUUGCUCGGCGCAGACCCUCGAGACACGAACGAUCUCUUCGAAAAAAUGUACCGUGGUUCCAUGUUCUACGGCCGCAAGGGCCUCCCGGUGGCAGUCAUCUCAGUGAUCGACCUGGCCAUCUGGGAUCUCUUAGGAAAGAUCCGUAAUGAGCCUGUAUACAAGCUCAUCGGCGGUGCUACUCGUUCGAGACUCGACUUUUACUGCACUGGCCCACAACCUGCAGCAGCCAAAGACAUGGGCUUCUCCGGGGCCAAGGUGGCCCUGCCUCAUGGCCCCGAUGAGGGAACAGAAGGACUGUUGAAGAACAUUGACUACCUCCGCAAGCAACGAGAGAGCGUUGGACCUGACUUCCCGCUGCGCGUGGACUGCUACAUGUCCCUGAAUGUGCCCUAUACCAUCGAGCUCGUCAAGCGAUGCGAAAAAGAAGGCAUCAACAUUGACUGGUGGGAGGAGUGUCUCACUCCAGACGAUUUCGAUGGCCACGCCCUGCUCAAGCGCGCCCAUCCUACCGUCAAGUUCACUACUGGCGAACACGAGUUCUCGCGCUACGGCUUCCGGAAACUGGUCGAAGGCCGCAACCUCGACAUCCUCCAGCCUGAUGUCAUGUGGGUGGGUGGUAUGACAGAGCUUCUUAAGGUUUCUGCUCUCGCCGCUGCUUAUGAUCUUCCCGUCGUUCCUCAUGCAUCGGGGCCUUACUCGUACCACUUUGUGGUUUCUCAGCCCAAUACUCCAUUCCAGGAAUACCUGGCCAACUCGGCUGAUGGACGGAGUGUCGAACCUGUCUUUGGAAACCUGUUCGUGAACGAACCCAUUCCCAGCAACGGCUUCCUUGAUGUCUCCAUCUUGGACAAGCCUGGAUUCGGUCUCGAGCUUAAUCCGGCAGCUCCGUUAAUUCCUGCUGCUUCGAUUCUGACACCAACUCCGCAGAAGAGUCUGGCGCCGCCAGCUGAUGAACAGAAUGCCAACGGCAAUGGAAAUUAG